Molecule: messenger RNA, 2373 nt
Organism: Peromyscus californicus insignis
Lineage: Eukaryota; Metazoa; Chordata; Mammalia; Rodentia; Cricetidae
Gene: Aldh8a1
Product: aldehyde dehydrogenase 8 family member A1
Exons: 7
Coding region: 1-1467 (488 amino acids)
Biological process (GO): retinoic acid metabolic process
Molecular function (GO): retinal dehydrogenase (NAD+) activity
Source: RefSeq, a predicted model, not a curated record
AUGGCUGCGGGAAAAAAGGAACUUUUGAUGUUGGAAAACUUCAUAGGUGGACAGUUUUUACCCUGUAACUCAUAUAUAGAUUCGUACGAUCCGUCAACAGGAGAAGUCUAUUGCAAAGUACCAAAUAGUGGAAAAGAAGAAAUUGAAGCUGCGGUGGAGGCUGCCAGAGAGGCCUUCCCUGCCUGGUCGUCCCGGAGCCCCCAGGAACGUUCUCUGGUCCUGAACCGACUGGCUGAUUUGGUGGAGCAGUCCCUGGAGGAGUUAGCCCAGGCUGAAUCUAAAGACCAAGGGAAAACCCUCACACUGGCCAGGACCAUGGACAUUCCUCGGGCUGCUCAGAACUUCCGGUUCUUUGCUUCCUCCAUCCUGCACCACGUGACGGAGUGCACACAAAUGGACCACCUGAGCUGCAUGCACUACACCGUUCGCACCCCCAUGGGAAUCGCUGGUUUGAUCAGCCCUUGGAAUUUGCCCCUUUACCUGCUGACCUGGAAGAUCGCCCCGGCCAUCGCUGCUGGGAAUACUGUGAUAGCCAAGCCCAGCGAACUGACAUCUGUGACUGCGUGGAUGUUGUGUAAACUCAUGGAUAAAGCAGGUGUUCCACCAGGUGUGAUCAACAUUGUGUUUGGAACCGGGCCCAGGGUUGGUGAGGCCCUGGUAUCCCACCCAGAGGUACCCCUGAUUUCCUUCACUGGGAGCCAGCCCACAGCUGAGCGGAUUACCCAGCUAAGUGCCCCCCACUGCAAGAAGCUCUCCCUGGAGCUGGGAGGCAAGAAUCCUGCCAUCAUCUUUGAGGAUGCCAAUCUGGAGGAGUGUAUCCCAGCAACUGUUAGGUCCAGCUUUGCUAACCAGGGGGAGAUCUGCCUCUGUACCAGCAGAAUCUUUGUCCAGAGGAGCAUCUAUAGUGAAUUUCUCAAGAAAUUUGUAGAAGCUUCCAGGAAGUGGAAAGUUGGAAUACCUUCUGACCCAUCAGCCAACAUGGGUGCUUUGAUAAGUAAAGCACAUUUGGAGAAAGUCAGAAGUUAUGUAAUGAAAGCUCGUGCCGAGGGGGCCCAGAUUCUGUGUGGUGAGGGUGUGGAUCAGCUGAGUCUUCCCCUCAGGAACCAGGCAGGCUACUUCAUGCUUCCCACGGUGAUAACGGAUAUUAAGGAUGAGUCCUGCUGCAUGAAGGAAGAGAUAUUUGGUCCCGUGACGUGUGUGGUCCCUUUUGACAGCGAAGAGGAAGUGAUUAAAAGAGCUAACAGUGUUAAGUACGGGCUGGCAGCCACAGUAUGGUCAAACAAUGUGGGGCGCACCCACAGGGUGGCUAAGAAGCUUCAGUCGGGUCUGGUCUGGACCAACUGCUGGCUCAUCAGGGAGCUGAACCUGCCCUUCGGCGGCAUGAAGAGCUCUGGAAUAGGAAGAGAAGGAGCCAAGGACUCAUACGACUUCUUCACCGAAAUAAAAACCAUCACCGUUAAGCACUGACUUUCCUCUGUGGAGAAGCUGCUGCGGCCGAUGCCUGACCGCAGAGAAUCAUGGGUGCGCUGCUGUGAACAGAAAUCCCAGUCUGGACUUGCCAGGAGACUAGCUCUUGCUGACCUUCACUAGUUGGUAUUUUUACCAGCUUGUGAAAAAGAAAAUGCAGUUUUUAAUGUGGAAUGAGAAGAAGAUGUCUAAAGAGGAGACACAACAAAGCCAAGCAGCCAACAGUCUCCCUGACCCUCAUGUCACGCCUUCAGAGAUGUCAUCGUUUGGUUGAAUUCUUGAAAAGCUGCCCAGAUCAGAUAGUUUCAUUUACAGAUAUAUGGCAAAACAAAAACAAAGGCCUAUGGAGAUAGAGAGAGGACCAGGGAGUUGGCUCAGUGGGUAAAGGGCUUGCUGUAUAAACAUGAGUAUCUGAGUUCAGAUCCCCAGCAGGGUAAAAGCCUGACAUGGUAGCACACACCACACACCACACACCACACACAUGUGUGCACACACGCACACACACACACCACCACCAUCACCAUCAACAACAACAAACUUGAAGAGAAUCAGCCCGCCAUCAUUUUCUAUCUUGGAGAAGCCGUGGAGAUGGUCUCCCUCAACCCCUAGCCACUAGCAAACUGAUUGACGAUUGGCUGACCCCAUUAAUAUCAGGAAGUGAUGGUGUCACACAUGAUAGGUCUUACUACAUACAUCUGAUAAGGGCUGGGGGGAUGGCUCAGAGGUUAAGAGCACUGCCUGUUCUUCCAGAGGUCCUGAGUUCAAUUCUCAGCAACCACAUGGUGGCUCACAACCAUCUGUAAUGAGAUCUGGUGCCCUCUUCUGGCCUGCAGGCAUGCAUGCAGACAGAAUACUGUAUAUAUAAUAAAUAAAUAAUCAUUAAAAAAUACGUCUGAUAAGAAUAAA